AUGCAUUCAUCGUCUAACGAAAAUAUUGGAAAACUACGUUAUAUAUUUAAACAAUUAUUCACUAUUGAUUAUGUUAAAUCUGUUUUAGUUAGUUUGGUAACAGAAUAUGAAACUCCAAAAAUUGUUACGAUUCAUAGUUGGUCAAUAGCGUUAACAUGUCGUGCUGUUCAAAUUGCAAUAUUAACUUAUACUAUUCUCUAUGUUAUGGGAUAUCAAAAAGGAUAUCAACAAAUCGACACAGCAAUGAUAAGUUCAGUAACGUUAAAAGUUAAAGGUAUCGGUAUUAGUUAUAAUAAACAGAAUGAGAUAAUAACAAUUGAUAAUGCCGAUUAUAUUAUACCACCACAAGAGAAUAACGCUUUGUUUAUCAUGACAAAUUAUAUUAAAACUGAUCAACAACGAACAAAAUGUAGCGAAGGAUUUGAUGUAAGGCCUGCAAAUUGUACAUCAAACGCCGAUUGUACAAAAAAUCAACAAACGUCAAAAGCAAAUGGACGUUGGACUGGUAUCUGUCGAAAACCAAAAAAUAGUUCAACGACAUCAUUUGGUCUAUGUGAAAUGGAAGGAUGGUGUCCAGUAGAAAAUGAUUUAAUUCAACCUGAACCAGUUAGUGAUGCAUUAAAUUUUACAAUUUUUGUUAAAAAUUUUAUUGAAUUUCCAAAAUUUAAUACAGCACGCAGUAAUCUUAUACAUGACUCAAAUUAUUUAAAAAAUUGUAAUUGGAAUUCUGUUACACAUGAACAAUGUCCAAUAUUUAGAGUAGGAGAUUUAUUAAAUAUAGUUGAAACAGAUGAUGAUGAAAGACAAAAAAUGUUAAAAUAUGGUGGUGUUAUUCGAAUUAAAAUUGAUUGGAAUUGUAAUUUAGAUAAACCAUUAAGUGAAUGUAUACCUAAAUAUACGUUUGGACGUCUUGAUUCUCGUUCUAAUAUAGAAAAAUUUAGUUUUGGUUUUAAUUUUCGUUUUGCAUCACAUUGGAAAUAUUAUAAUCAAACGUAUCAUCGAGCUUAUCGAACAUUAACAAAAGCAUUUGGAUUAAGAUUUAUUAUAACUGUGACAGGACAAGCAGGUAAAUUUAAUUUUUUAACUUUAACAUUAAAUAUUGGAUCAAUGAUUGGUGUAUUAGGUUUAGCAACAUUUAUUUGUGAUAUUUUGGCAUUGAAUUGUGGUAAGAAAGGAAUUGUUUAUCGACAAGAAAAAUUUCAAACUGUUGAUUUGAGAACAAGAAUUGAACAAUUAAGACGUUUAUCAGAAAAUGGGAGAGAUAGAGAAGGAAAAAAAGAGGAUAUAAGUAAUGAGGAUACUAAACAAUAUUUGCCGAGAAAAGAUCUGCCCACUAUUCAGCCAACAUAUAAAGAUGAUGAUGUGUAG
Didymodactylos carnosus is the source of this 1368-nucleotide messenger RNA. The record is from the annotation of a GenBank genome assembly. NCBI's taxonomy places the organism in Eukaryota, Metazoa, Rotifera, Eurotatoria, Philodinida, Philodinidae.